AUGAGGGUAGUACAGCAACAACAGCAUAUUCCUUCACAUAAUGCUGGAUCCGAUGGGUGCAGUUUCGACGAACUGGACAAAGCAGUAUUCGAGGAUCUGCAUGCAGCUCUUUCUCGCUUACUCUCAGCUGAAGAGGAAUAUGAUAUCUGGGAAGCCGCUGAACUGAUAUUCCGUGACUACCAUGACGCUCUUGUAUAUCUCGGUUCCCAAGCUCCUGCUGAAGAACUCAAGCAUGCAUUAGGUGCAGAUCGUUGCCUUUGUGGGACUGUGAUCGAAAAUUGCCUGAUACAGGACUAUGAUCGGGGAAGGGGUGAUUCCUUCUUGUCUUCGUUGAUUGCAGAGGAUCGGGAUUUUCGCUUGGUUUACGGCCUUUGGCGAUGGUGUAUCGAAGGUGCACUUGAAUCCAGUGGGUUUGCUGAUCUUGCUCACCAAGUGAAGGACAUCAAAGAGCUAUCAGGAACAGCUAAAUCAGACAUGAAACGAAUGAGGAGCUCAAGACAGCUUUCAGCUGACCCAGAUUCUAUGAUUAAAGCAGCAGACGAUCCGAAUUUUGACAAGUUGAUCCGCGUCGUAUUUAGUUUACUUCGUUGUGGACGCUUUGAGGAAGCCAUAGAGCUUUCUGACGGUAUGGGUGUGCCAUGGAUGACAUUGUUAAUACGGACUCAGCAACUUCUUAUCGACCCAAUUUUGAUAGGUGCUGAUCUAACAAAGCAGGAAAAAGCUCGCCUACACUACAGGAAGUUGACAUACCAAGUGAUGAAGAAAGCUAUAGCCGAGACCAAAUAUAGUAUGGGUGUUCGGAUGGUGUUCGCCGCACUUGCAGGAGAUGUGCAAUUCCUUUUGCCGUUGGCCACUAGUGUUGAGGACCGAAUUUGGUGUUAUGCGAAUGCAGCUGUUCAGGCUAGGUUAAACAAUGCUCUCGAACUUGACCACCCAGUAUAUGCCCCAAUCUCUAUCGAAGGAAUCUUUGAGGCCAUAACUACUGUGGAGACCCCACCUUACUAUGUCCUUAUGAGUUAUUUGAUGAGAGGAGCAUGGAAUGAAGCCGUCGAAUGGAUGCAUGAGUACUGCAAGAAAAUUGAGAAGUCUGGUGCAAAUUUCUCCUCACUUUAUCGAUUUUUUGGGCUUGUUGCUAGUGCGUGCCGUAUUUUAAAAUACGAACAUGAUGACAAUUAUGGGAGAGAACUUGUCGAACUUAUGAUCGACUCGCUGUUGCAGAAAAAAUUGUUCAGUUUAAUUCCAUUCUAUGCAGCGUUAUUGCCAAAAGAGGAAGCUAUGAAGAAGAUUUGGAGCGUAAUACCAUAUGUGAGGACUGAAACUGACCGCAGGAGGUUCAUCCAUGCUCUGAAUAAAGCCGAAUUCGACGGCGAGAAUUUUGCGCUUCACUUCGGCAGAUUUCGAAUAGUGGAAGACGUUCAUCACCUUGAUUGUUUACGAUGGAUCUUCAUAUGCGGAGACAACAAACUGCAGUAUGCUCUUGCAGAGGCUAAUUCAGUGAUCCGGCACUACCUCAUAAGCAAUCUGGAAAAGGAUGCGAGCGCAGUUAUUAAAGAAUGUGAAAACUUGAAGUUGGUUGAUCGACUGGCGUCUUUUGUUCGAAACACUGACGAAUCCGAACCUUCAUACCAGGACACUGCUGCUGCUGGUGUCGUGAUUGACGAAUUCAACAAUCACUGCCUGUAUUUGUCCGCGCAAGCCCACUGCACAACUUUCGCCAUGGAAUGUGCCAGAGCCCAAGCAGCGGCAAAAAAGCUGGCAGAAGACGAGCGUGCAGGCGGUGAAUGGUCACGACAAGGAGAUUUGGUCGGUCUUUCACAGCGCACAGCGCGAGCAGAGCGCAACCAAUCCCUCCAUGAGCGCUCGAAAAUAGCACUGGAUGCAUGUAAAGCGCGCACUUUCGAUGCAGUCACGUCGUUUUUGAAACAUCCUGGUUGGAGGUCUGGUACUAAAAAGGAUUGGGCUAGAUCUGAACAGCUCAAAGCACUUAGAGAGCGUUUUUAUGCUAAUAUUUUGAACAUGCUACUACGUGACCUAGGAAUGUGCGAGGAUGCUACCUCAAUACUUGAUCUCCUACCAUUUCUUGCCGAUGAUGAUCCUGGACUCUAUAAGGAUCUCUCGAAAGAAGAUCUGCAACGGUUCCUUCUCGACGUUCACACUUUGGCGGGACGCGCCAUGGAGUGA
Molecule: messenger RNA, 2181 nt
Organism: Necator americanus (New World hookworm)
Lineage: Eukaryota; Metazoa; Nematoda; Chromadorea; Rhabditida; Ancylostomatidae
Exons: 18
Coding region: 1-2181 (726 amino acids)
Biological process (GO): mRNA export from nucleus; post-transcriptional tethering of RNA polymerase II gene DNA at nuclear periphery; protein import into nucleus
Cellular component (GO): nuclear pore outer ring; nuclear pore
Molecular function (GO): structural constituent of nuclear pore
Source: RefSeq, a predicted model, not a curated record